Messenger RNA from Dentiscutata erythropus, 144 nucleotides. The record is from the annotation of a GenBank genome assembly. NCBI's taxonomy places the organism in Eukaryota, Fungi, Glomeromycota, Glomeromycetes, Diversisporales, Gigasporaceae.
AUUCAGGUCUUGAAAGUGUUGUUUUUAAAACUAUUGUAUUUGACACAUUGGGUAAACAACUUAUAAUUAAUUUUUCAGAAUCAACUAAAUAUCCACUUAAACAGCUUGAUUCAUGUAAAACAACCUGGGCAAAAACAUUUACAG